AGAGAAAGCAAAAACAACUCUGAGAUUUUUUUGUUACUUUACGAUUGAAAAACACUGAACUGUGUGUGGAUUGGGAAGGUUGCUGACUUAAAGAAGUCAAAGUGGAGUAUAAAUAGUCUCUGAAAAGGACACUGACAACUUGAAAGCAAAAUGAAGUUCUUUCUGUUGCUUUCAGCCAUUGGGUUCUGCUGGGCUCAGUAUUCCCCACACACUCAAGAAGGACGGACAUCUAUAGUCCAUCUGUUUGAGUGGCGCUGGGUUGAUAUUGCUCUUGAGUGUGAGCGAUACUUAGCUCCCAAUGGAUUUGGAGGUGUUCAGGUCUCUCCACCCAAUGAAAAUAUUGUAAUUGACAACCCUUUUAGACCUUGGUGGGAAAGAUACCAACCAGUUAGCUAUAAAUUAUGCACAAGAUCUGGAAAUGAAGAUGAAUUCAAAAACAUGGUGACUAGAUGUAACAAUGUUGGUGUCCGUAUUUAUGUGGAUGCUGUAAUUAAUCAUAUGACUGGUAGUGGUGCAAGUGCAGGAACAGGCAGUACUUGUGGAAGUUACUUCGACCCUGGAAAUAGGAAUUUUCCAGAAGUCCCUUAUUCUGCCUGGGACUUUAAUGACGGUAAAUGUCAAACUGCAAGUGGAGAAGUUGAGAACUAUAAUGAUGCUUAUCAGGUCAGAGAUUGUCGUCUGGUUGGUCUUCUUGAUCUUGCACUGGAGAAAGAUUACGUGCGUUCCAUGAUUGCUGACUAUCUGAACCAUCUCAUUGAUAUUGGUGUAGCAGGUUUCAGACUUGAUGCUGCCAAGCACAUGUGGCCUGGAGACAUAAAGGAAGUUUUGGAUAAAAAAGUUAUUGUAAGGGAAUACAUAAAUGUGUAUAUUAUUUUUUUUAAUAGGAACUGGGGAGAAGGUUGGAGUUUCAUGCCUUCUGACCGAGCACUUGUCUUUGUGGAUAACCAUGACAAUCAACGAGGACACGGAGCUGGAGGAGCAUCUAUUCUUACAUUCUGGGACUCUAGACUGUAUAAAAUGGCAGUUGGAUUUAUGCUUGCUCAUCCUUAUGGACUUACACGAGUAAUGUCAAGCUACCGUUGGCCAAGACAGUUUGAAAAUGGAAACGAUGUUAAUGAUUGGGUUGGGCCACCAAAUAAUAAUGGAGUAACUAAAGAAGUUACUAUUAAUGAGGACACUACUUGUGGCAAUGACUGGGUCUGUGAACAUCGAUGGCGUCAAAUAAGCGAUGAGGAUGAGGUGGCGGACGAUAAGGAGGGCGAGGAAGAGGUGGCUGUGGCCAGGGUAGAAAGUAGGGUCCCCACUCCGCAGCUCGGAGAUGGCAACAGGGAGAUCCCCCCGCCGCCGCAACCACAGCCCUGGCGGGGAGAGAGGGUACAGCUGCUGCUGCUACCUCCUCCGGCUAGACCUCCCAGCCCAUUGAUCCGCCCGACCGGAGACGGAAAUGCAAUCAUACCAGAUGACCUAAACCAGUCUGGCAAGGAAAGUCACUGGGCUGUCAGCUAUUGGUCAGUGCCAAAGCCCCAGGGACUGGCACUUGUCGCAGAGGGGGAGUGGCUCUUUGUGUCUUGCUUCUGCAAGCUCAGAGGCUGCACAAAAGAUGCUGGCCAGGGGGAGGGGGUGCCUCUCCAGACUGUCCAACGCCCCAGCAACUUCAGCUUCUGCAGGCAUCUGCCCCUCACAACUGAGGAGGCACUCAGAAUUCACCACUCAAAGAAACGGGCCUGGCUAGUUGACUUUAGGUCCUGCAAGGGCAGAGCUUGUUGUGAGAGCUCCCAGGCUGGGGGAAGGGAGCCAUUCCGCAUCGUACUGCAACCUCCUGUGGGCCCCAAGCUGGAGUUCGCCCACCCUCAGGACGCUGGCUCCAGAGGGAGCCACUCAGGGGCUGGGAGGUACCCGAUCAGGGAGUCGAGUCACCAGGGUGCUCUGCCAUCUCCUUUAUGUCUCCCUUGCCCAAUCUUAUGCCAGUCCAGCAAUAGCUCUUGCUCCUACUGGCCCACCCUGAGCAGUCCCAAUCGCCAGCAGCAGUUUCCAGGUUAA
Molecule: messenger RNA, 2040 nt
Organism: Propithecus coquereli (Coquerel's sifaka)
Lineage: Eukaryota; Metazoa; Chordata; Mammalia; Primates; Indriidae
Gene: AMY2B
Product: amylase, alpha 2B (pancreatic)
Exons: 10
Coding region: 151-2040 (629 amino acids)
Biological process (GO): carbohydrate metabolic process
Molecular function (GO): cation binding; alpha-amylase activity
Source: RefSeq, a predicted model, not a curated record